CAGGCUCAUCCCAAUGUCAAUCAUGGAGAGUACCGUUGGAAAAAAUAGUCCAAGAUGGUCUCUCUCUGGAAUAACAGCUCUAGUCACCGGUGGAACUCGAGGAGUCGGGCAUGCAAUCGUGGAGGAACUAGCCGGACUAGGUGCAAUAGUGCACACAUUUUCAAGACAAGAAGCUGAGCUGAAUGAGCGCUUGGAAGAAUGGUCCUCCAAGGGAUUCAAAGUCACUGGUUCGGUCUGUGAUGCAUCUUCAAGAGAGCAAAGAAUGCAGCUCAUGGAAAAGGUUUCUUCUAUCUUCAAUGGGAAGCUCAAUAUCCUUGUGAAUAACGUUGGAACAUUUGUACGCAGGCCAGCUGAAGUAUACACUGCUGAAGAGUAUAAUUUGAUUGUUUCUACAAAUCUUGAAUCUUGUCACCAUUUCUCCCAACUCGCUUACCCCCUCCUGAAAGCUUCUGGGAUUGGAAACAUUGUUUUCCUGUCCUCCGUUGCAGGUCUGGUAAGUGUGAACUAUUCAUCCGUUUAUGCAAUGACAAAAGGUGCAAUGAAUCAACUCACAAAGAAUUUGGCUUGCGAGUGGGCUAAAGAUAACAUCCGGGUUAAUGCUGUUGCACCAUGGUACAUAAGAACCCCACUCGUGGAAGAGGUUCUGAAUGAAAGAGAAUACAGGGAGAGGGUAGAAUCAAGAACUCCUAUGAGGCGAGUUGGAGAGCCAGAAGAAGUUUCCUCUGUAGUUGCUUUCCUUUGUCUACCGGCUGCUUCCUAUAUCACUGGCCAAGUUAUAGCUGUGGAUGGAGGAAUGACUGUCAACGGAUUUGAAUAGGGGAAUAGGCCAUUUAUCUUAUCAAUGCAAAUGUUUAAUUUUCCAGCAAGAUUUUACAACUUUUUGUUGUUUUCCCCCAGUUAAUUCUAUUUCCAAUUGGGCAUGUAAAUUGUUAUUCGCAUAUUGUU
Molecule: messenger RNA, 945 nt
Organism: Coffea eugenioides
Lineage: Eukaryota; Viridiplantae; Streptophyta; Magnoliopsida; Gentianales; Rubiaceae
Product: tropinone reductase homolog At5g06060-like
Exons: 1
Coding region: 14-817 (267 amino acids)
Molecular function (GO): oxidoreductase activity
Source: RefSeq, a predicted model, not a curated record